CCCUGCAGCUCAAUGUACACAGCUUCUGUUUGGCAGUUUGACUAGUCGACAGUCAUUGCAUUCUCAAAUAUAAAAACAAAGAAAUCUGACUAUUAAACCAGACAGGAUGGUUGAUUUUCUCAGUUUGUGAUUUGCCAACGGAGGACGACAUUCAGCACUUAGUAGGUAAGAUUUGCCAAAUUUGUGUAAUUUCCCCCAAAUUUGUUUUUUUCUUUUUUACUUCUAUAAUUUAUAUUUUAGUGUUCGGUUACUAUGUCUUUUUGUCCCAUUGUCACGACAAAAUAUUAACAUGUGCCUGUCUGUUUUUGCCCACGUUUUGCACAGCUUGCGAUCCGCGAAGCGCAGUAUGUCUCGCCGGCGUUUAGAGGAGGCCAUCCUUAAAUCCAGAGAGUUGGGAAGCUCUGACGGCGAGGAGAGUGAGAAGUACUCAGAGCUUUUCGUGAGACAUCGUGUUCAGCUUGCUAAAGAUCCUCACAGCAUUUACAGUUUGUGUUUCUCACCCAGCGGGAAGCAGCUCUCUGUGGGCUUCGGAAAUGGCGCCAUUCAGGUAAUAAACUGAUUGUCAGUACGCAGCUCCACAUAUACAAUAAAUAUAGUUGUUUUGUUAUUUACAGUUAUCUGAUUAAAAGCUUUAUUCCCAUCACAUCCCGUGACUACACGGAUCCUAGCACCCAUACCAGCCAUGUGGCACUGUCAGAAAACCAUCACCAUGAUGUCAUACAUUGACACGUUUUUCGGUGGUGAUGGUGUUAUAUUUUGUAAUAAGAGAAAGACACAAUAACUGUAGUCUGAAAUUAACUUUACUUUUGAGUAAUUUCAGUAAACUGUAAAACAUGAGCCAAUAAACAAUGAGAGAACUUUGGAGUGAAUCAAACUCAGAGAGAACAGCAGUACCUGAAAUAAACCGAACUGAGCAGAACUAUAACUCCUAGUAAUAUAAGGCAGCCAAUAUUUACAUACAGAUAUACUGAGUCGUUUGGCAGAUAGCUAGAGCAGGUUCUAUCGCAUAGCAGCAUUAUCAGAUACACAGCGACACAUUUUAAUAACUAUUUGUGGAAUCGCGUGGUUUAACCAAAGUACAGCGUACUUUAUAGAUAUUUAAUAUUUCUAAAGUGCCACCAAAUUCUGCAGCACUGUACAAUGGGUAUAGCUUGAAUAGUUCUCAGUCUGGUAUAAUAUUAUGCUAGUGCAUGAGUAAAGUGAGAGUCAAUAUAUAACAGAAUUAGAAGCGCUGUCGUUUACCAUAACACAAGACCUUGGAGAUCGUGGUCACCGUGAACAGGGUCAUAAACCAGGGAGUCCAUGAUAGGGGGUUAAGCAAGCGCUGUCUGGGAUUGACCUGUGAAAUGUCCUGUGAAUCGAUUUGUUAGUGAUUAACAGAAAUUAGAUUAGCUCGUCACAGCUGAAAAGGGAAUUGUGCACCGAUCUAUCAUUUACAGACCCAGAAUUAAAUAGGCAAGUGAUGGAUGAAUGCUGGAACAAUUAACCUUAAUUAUGGAGGUAUUCUGACACACACAGUCAUAUCACACAGCACCCAACUCACACAUAAAUCACACAAUUCUAGAAAAAUAAAACAGGUGCAUGCAGUGAAGGGUUAAUAUACCAGGCAGAGGAGAAUGUUGCUUCUGCACCUUGCUCGUAUCCACUGUCCCCCUGUACCACAUGCUAUUAAAGGGGUCUUCCUAGAUCUUACAGCAUUAAAACAUCUGCCCGAUCUCCAAUGUAGUUUGCUCAUCGAGCCCUUAAUUUGCCUUCUGUGCACUGAAUUCCAUAUCAAAACUCACGGCAUAGAUUUCCCUUAUUUACUAAACCAAAAUUGUGCAUAACUGACAACAGAAUCCCUACGAUUGCUACGUUCUAUAUCUCAGUGAUUGUCACGUUCAGUGAUUGCCACGUUCUGUAUCUCAGUGAUUGCCACGUUCUGUAUCUCAUUGAGUGCCACAUUAUGUAAUCCAGUGAUUGCCACGUUCUUUAACUCAGUGAUUGCCAUGUUCUAUAUCUCAGUGAUUGUCACGCUCUGUAUCUCAGUGAUUGCCAGAUCUCCCUUAUUUACUACACCAAAAUUGUGCAUAACUGACAACAGAAUCCCUAAAGUGAUUGUCAUGUUCUGUAGCUCAGCGAUUGUCACAUUUUUAAAUUGGUGAUUGUCACGUUCUAUAUCUCAGUGCCACGUUCACUCAGUGAUUGCCACAUUCUUUAUCUCAGUCAUUGCCACAUUCUGUAUCUCAGUAAGUCUCCCGUUCUGUAUCUCAGUGAUUGCCUUAGUGAUUGCCACGUUCUAUAUCUCUCGUUUUGUAUCUCAUUGAGUGCCACAUUCUGUAUCUCAUUGAGUGCCACGUUCUGUAUCUCAUUGAGUGCCACGUUAUGAAUCUCAGUGAUUGCCACAUUCUGUAUCUCAGUGAGUGCCACGUUAUGAAUCUCAGUGAUUGCCAUGUUAUGUAAUCCAGUGAUUGCUACGUUCUAAAUCUCAGUGAUUGCCACAUUCUGUAUCUCAGUGAUUGCCACGUUCUGUAACUCAGUUGCCACGUUAUGAAUCUCAGUGAUUGCCAUGUUAUGUAAUCCAGUGAUUGCUACGUUCUAAAUCUCAGUGAUUGUCACAUUCUGUAUCUCAGUGAUUGUCACAUUCUGUAUCUCAGUGAUUGACACGUUGUUUAUCUCAGUGAUUGCCACACUCAGUAAGUGUCAGGUGCUUUAGCUCAGUCAUUGUCACGCUCUGUAUCUCAGUGAUUGCCACGUUCUGCUUUGCAUUUUUUAUGAUAAAAUAGAAAUACAGGCAGACACAGACUUUAAGGGGGUUAUCUCAGUGAUUGCCACGUUAUGAAUCUCAGUGAUUGCUACGUUCAGUGAUUGUCACAUUCUGUAUCUCAGUGAUUGCCACGUUCUGUAACUCAGUGAGUGCCACGUUAUGUAACUCAGUGAUUGCUACGUUCAGUGAUUGCCACGUUCUAUAUCUCAGUGAUUGUCACGUUCAGUGAUUGUCACAUUCUGUAUCUCAGUGAUUGCCACGUUCUGUAUCUCUUUGAGUGCCACAUUAUGAAUCUCAGUGAUUGCCACGUUCUGUAACUCAGUGAGUGCCACGUUAUGUAACUCAGUGAUUGCUACGUUCAGUGAUUGCCACGUUCUAUAUCUCAGUGAUUGUCACGUUCAGUGAUUGUCACAUUCUGUAUCUCAGUGAUUGCCACGUUCUGUAUCUCUUUGAGUGCCACAUUAUGAAUCUCAGUGAUUGCCACGUUCUGUAACUCAGUGAGUGCCACGUUAUGUAACUCAGUGAUUGCUACGUUCAGUGAUUGCCACGUUCUAUAUCUCAGUGAUUGUCACAUUCAGUGAUUGUCACAUUCUGUAUCUCAGUGAUUGCCACGUUCUGUAUCUCUUUGAGUGCCACGUUAUGAAUCUCAGUGAUUGCCACGUUAUGUAAUCCAGUGAUUGUCACGUUCAGUGAUUGUCACAUUCUGGAUCUCAGUAAUUGCCCUAGUGAUUGCCACGUUCUGAAACUCAGUGAUUGCCACAUUCUACUUUGCAUUUUUUAUGCAAAAAACAGAAAUAGAGGCAGGCACAGAAUUUAAGUGGGUUAUCUCAGUGAUUGCCACUUUCUGUAACUCGGUGAUUGCCACGUUCUGUAACUCAGUGAUUGCCACGUUCUGUGAUUGCCACGUUCUUUAACUCCGUGAUCGACACGUUCUACAUCUCAGUGAUUGCCACAUUCUGUAUCUCAGUGAUUGACACGUUGUGUAUCUCAGUGAUUGUCACAUUUUGCAAGGCAUUUUUUAUGCAAAAAACAGAAAUAAGGGUUUUAAGUGGGUUAUCUCAGUGAUUGACACUUUCUGUAACUCAGUGAGUGCAAUGUUCUGUAUCUCAGUGAUUGCCACGUUCUGUAACUCAGUGAUUGCCACAUUCUGCUUUGCAUUUUUUAUGCAAAAAACUGAAAUACAGGCUUUAAAGGAACACUAUAGUCACCUAAAUUACUUUAGCUUAAUAAAGCAGUUUUAGUGUAGAUCAUUCCCCUGCAAUUUCACUGCUCAAUUCACUGUCAUUUAGGAGUUAAAUCACUUUGUUUCUGUUUAUGCAGCCCUAGCCACACCUCCCCUGGCUAUGAUUGACAGAGCCUGCAUGAAAAAAAAACUGGUUUCACUUUCAAACAGAUGUAAUUUACCUUACAUAAUUGUAUCUCAAUCUCUAAAUUGAACUUUAAUCACAUACAGGAUGCUCUUGCAGGGUCUAGCAAGCUAUUAACAUAGCAGGGGAUAAGAAAAUCUUAAUUAAACAGAACUUGCAAUAAAGAAAGCCUAAAUAGGGCUCUCUUUACAGGAAGUGUUUAUGGAAGGCUGUGCAAGUCACAUGCAGGGAGGUGUGACUAGGGUUCAUAAACAAAGGGAUUUAACUCCUAAAUGACAGAGGAUUGAGCAGUGAGGCUGCAGCGGCAUGUUCUAUACACCAAAACUGCUUCAUUAAGCUAAAGUUGUUCAGGUGACUAUAUUGUCCCUUUAACCCCUUAAGGACCAAACUUCUGGAAUAAAAGGGAAUCAUGACAUGUCACACAUGUCAUGUGUCCUUAAGGGGGUUAAGUGGGUUAUCUCAGUGAUUGCCACUUUCUGUAACUCAGUGAGUGCAAUGUUCUGUAUUUCAGUGAUUGCCACGUUCUGUAUCUCAGUGAUUGCCACGUUCUGUGAUUGCCAUGUUCUUUAACUCAGCGGUUGCCACGUUCUGUAACUCAGUGAUUGCCACAUUCUGCUUUGCAUUUUUUAUACAGAAAACAGAAAUAGAGGCAGACACAGACUUUAAGUUGGUUAUUUCAGUGAUUGCCACUUUCUGUAACUCAGUGAUUGCCACGUUCUGUAUCUCAUUGAGUGCCACAUUAAAUAUCCUAGUGAUUGCCAUGUUCUAUAACUCAGUGAUUGCCACUUUCUGUAACUCAGUGAGUGCAAUGUUCUGUAUUUCAGUGAUUGCCACGUUCUGUAUCUCAGUGAUUGCCACGUUCUGUGAUUGCCAUGUUCUUUAACUCAGUGGUUGCCACGUUCUGUAACUCAGUGAUUGCCACAUUCUGCUUUGCAUUUUUUAUACAGAAAACAGAAAUAGAGGCAGACACAGACUUUAAGUUGGUUAUCUCAGUGAUUGCCACUUUCUGUAACUCAGUGAUUGCCACGUUCUGUAUCUCAUUGAGUGCCACAUUAAAUAUCCUAGUGAUUGCCACGUUCUGUGAUUGCCACGUCCUUUAACUCAGUGAUUGCCACGUUAUUUGGCUCAGUGAUUGCCACAUUCUGUAUCUCAGUGAUUGUCACGUUGUUUAUCUCCGUGAUUGCCACACGCUGUAUCUCAGUGAUUGCCACGUUCUGCUUUGCAUUUUUUAUGAAAAAAACAGAAAAACAGGCAGACACAGACUUUAAGGGGGUUAUCUCAGUGAUUGCCACGUUCUGUAUCUCAGUGAUUGACACAUUAUGUAAUCCAGUGAUUGCUACGUUCUAUAUCACAGCGAUUGCUAUGUUCUAUAUCUCAGUGAUUGCCACAUUCUGUAUCUCACUGAUUGCCCUAGUGAUUGCCACUUUCUGUAACUCAGUGAUUGCCACGUUCUGUAUCUCAGUGAUUGCCACAUUCUGUAUCUCAGUGAUUGCCACUUUCUGUAACUCAGUGAUUGCCACGUUCUGUAUCUCAGUGAUUGCCACAUUCUGUAUCUCAGUGAUUGUCACGUUCUGUAUCUCAGUGAUUGACACGUUGUUUAUCUCAGUGAUUGCCACUUUCUGUAACUCAGUGAUUGCCACGUUCUGUAUCUCAGUGAUUGCCACUUUCUGUAACUCAGUGAUUGCCACGUUCUGUAUCUCAGUGAUUGUCACGUUCUGUAUCUCAGUGAUUGUCACGUUGUUUAUCUCAGUGAUUGCCACGCUCUGUAUCUCAGUGAUUGCCACAUCCUGCUUUGCAUUUUUUUAUGGAAAAAAAACAGAAAUACAUGCAGACACAGACUUUAAGGGGGUUAUCUUAGUGAUUGCCACGUUAUGUAACUCAGUGAGUGCCACAUUCUGUAUCUCAGUGAUUGCCACGUUCUGUAUCUCAGUGAUUCCCACAUUCUGUAUCUCAUUGAGUGCCACGUUGUGAAUCUCAGUGAUUGCCACGUUCUGUAUCUCAGUGAUUGCUAUGUUCUAUAUCGCAGUGGUUGCCCUAGUGAUUGCCACGUUCUGUAACUCAGUGAUUGCCACAUUCUGCUUUGCAUUUUUUAUGCAAAAAACAGAAAUACAGGGUUUAAGUGGGUCAUCUCAGUGAUUGCCACGUUUUUUAACUCAGUGAUUGCCAUGUUUUGUAACUCAAUGAUUGCCACAUUCUGCUUUGCCUUUUUUAUACAAAAAACAGAAAUAGAGGCAGACAUACUUUAAGCUGGUUAUCUCAGUGAUUGCCACUUUCUGUAACUCAGUGAUUGCCACGUUCUGUAUCUCAUUGAGUGCCACAUUAAAUAUCUCAGUGAUUGCCACGUUCUUUAACUCAGUGAUUGCCACGUUCUUUGGCUCUGUGAUUGCCACGUUCUGUGAUUGUCACGUUCUUUAACUCAGUGAUUGCCACGUUCUGUGAUUGCCACAUUCUUUGGCUCUGUGAUUGCCACGUUCUGUGAUUAUCACAUUCUUUAACUCAGUGAUACCCACGUUCUUUGGCUCAGUGAUUGCCACAUUCUUUAACUCAGUGAUACCCACGUUCUUUGGCUCAGUGAUUGCCACGUCCUUUAACUCAGUGAUCGCCACGUUCUUUGGCUCAGUGAUUGCCGCAUUCUGUAACUCAAUAAUUGCCACGCUCAGUGAUUGCCACGUUCUUUAACUCAGUGAUUGCCACAUUCUGCGUUGCAUUUUUUAUGCAAAAAUCAGAAAAACAGGCAGACCCAGAAACCUUGCACGUUAGGCUCCUGAUAAAUGGUGUAUUCAGUAUUUCAGAAAUUGAUAAUUGAGAAGAGAUUUAUCUUAGACCAAUACAUCCAAAUGGGUAGAAUGUUCCAAGCAGCUGUUUUUCCAGAUUGGGAUUUAUUUUGACAUUUGCAAUUCCCUAGUUUUUCCCCACAAUGCAGCCUUACUGAAUGAACCCACAGGAGUGAAGCUCGUUAUGUCACGUUAUGUCACGUUAUGUCACGUGUGCCUCUCUUUCAGAUAUUAAAUGUAGAAGAUGGACAAGUCGAUAAAACAUUGUAUUCCGGGAGCCGCAAAAGGCUUCCGAUUACUGCCCUGCAAUAUCACCCGAGGAGUGAGAACCUGCUGGUUGCGGCUGGAGCUGACGGACUGGUCUCCAUUUAUGAUAUCAAGUCAGAAAUCAACGUCUUCUCAAUAACGGGUAAGAUUAGAGUCUGCAAUCUGAUAACUGCGUUAAUUACUCACAGGACAUUUUCAGUCUAUCAAUAAACUCAGACAGGGUUAUUCACUGCAGUGACAAAGCUGGGUGAAAUCAAAGGGAAUUUCAAAUUUAAGACUAAAAUAGUCAAGUUGGAAAAAUUCUCGAAAUCAGCUACGCUUUCAUUCAGCUACUCUGGCCUUAAAUUGGAAACUCGUUAACAAAGAUUUGCAAAGUUUGUAACAAUACUCUAUAUAGAUGCCAUGUCUCCUUUGGAAUCCCCAGAAUUAUUGUCUCUGGUGUUCACUAACCUUUUCCACACCACAACUCUAAAAGACCCUGAAAACUAUUUCUGAGACCCUUAAAUGCUUCAUAGACACAUUUCCUAAAUACGUCAAAUCCUGGAGAAUUCAGCAACAAACUGGCUUUAGAGUUUCCUGACCUGUAUUAUAAUGGGCAUACACUGGUAAACACAACUUUUUACCUUUAAAACCUAGGGUACCUAACUAAAGUAACCUCUGUAGCGGAGCUGUAAUGUUAAAUCCCAAUAUCUCCGCUGGUACAGAAAGUGAUCCAAGUAAAGCUCUGAAAAUGAAAGCAAUAUCCCAAAUCCCCCAGUAAACACAGUUCUGGGAGUCAACUGACAAUUUUAUUCACAGCUCCAGUAUUUAUGUGGUUCCCCAUGCGAGGGGUUUCCUUAGUCACUUUACAGGGGUUGUACAGUAGGGGAUUACAUGGGGAACUGAAAAUACAGGGCAUUUCUCCCACCAUGCACUGCUGUACGAGAGGGAUACUCCCACUACAAUAUCCUGUUAAGUGGAUUAUCCCUCCGUACAGCAGAACUGACUUUUUACACAAAAUUGCAAAACUUGAAUAUUCUACAUAUGAUUCUACCGAAUGACCGUUUGGUAGAUAGCUGGGCUCUGAGCGCACACUUUGUGAAAGUACCGCUCAGAUGCCAGCGUAAAUAACCGAACGCCGCACGAAACACACAUUAUAUUCCAUUCCCCUUAAAAGUACCGAACACAUAUGGGGGAAUAAGAAACAACAAAAAAUACAAGGUGCGCUAGGUAGAAUAAAUAAGGGAUAUCAAAUAUCAAAUAAUAUUUACUUUUGUAAAUAUUAUUUGAUAUUUGUAUUAUUUAUCCCUUAUUUAUUCUACCUAGCGCACCCUGUAUUUUUUGUUGUUUCUUGCUCCCAGAUUUAUUGAAGGGUUUGAGGGUUGCCCUUCUUCUCAGGUGUGCAGCUCCAUCCACCUCUGUGAUCAGUACUGUAGCGCUGUUCCAUUCCAUACUCUAUUUCUUUUUGUUAUAGCCACAUAUGGGGGAAUAAAGUACCGAAGGACUGGUGCUCCCGAAUGGCCUGGAAGUCCAGAGGUGUUCGCGCCGAUUUUAGUUCCAGGCGCUCGACGACCAAACACUGCUGGGAUAACAAAGGAUCCAAGAUGGCCGACUGCCGCGUGGUCGGUAGCCGAACGACGGCCACCUAGGAAAGCACUUAUCCGCCGAUUGCUACAAUGUUGCAAUCGGUUAAUGAGAGCCACACAACCCUCUGUGUGUGGGCUCCCAUUCGGUACUUUAUUCGUUUCACGAAUAGUGUAUAAAGUCACUGUUCGUGAAACUACCAUAUGAAUGCUAGUAGCUUUCGGCUGUUAGCAUAUGCAUGCUCUCUAUUAUAAAACCACACGAAUACAUUCUUGCACAAGAUUAACACAGCUUUUUACAGACAACCUUUAAAUGUUAUGCAGUAUGACCUAAAGUGGCUAGGUUUGCCACAACCUCCUUCCACAGCUCGAUCCGUGCGGGGGGAGGUGAGUUGAGAAGGGCCCCAUACCAUACUCACAGCACAGUGCACGACUUGCUCAUAGUAAGAGUGCUCUGUGAGCUCACUAGACUUGUGUGUGGUGCGGAAAUUUGGCUUGGACAAACUACUUUUUCCAAAAACAGAAUCAUAUUCAGGACACUGGAAUUCGGCUGAAUGUACAGAAUUUCUGAACUAAGAUUCCGAUUCGGGAAUUAAAUGAAAAGAUCAAAUAAUGUCUAAAAUGUGCUCUGUGUACUACAAAAUAUAUACAUUUUCCUGGUGAGUUUCUGAAAAUUCCUGGUUUAUUGCUUAACUCUGCCACAUUAAAUGGUAGGUUUUUGUUAUUACUAUUUUAAUUAUUAUAAUUAUCAUUGGCAUUAAUAUAGCGCCAAAAUAUUCCGCAGCACUUUACAAUAUUACAAAGAGGGAAAUUUAACAAUAAAUGAGACAAUUACACAAUGUUACAGAAACAAUAGACAAUGAGGACCCUGCUAAAACAGACAAUAUAGGCACCCAGGCAAGUUCAGCUAAUUGAAGUGGUCUGGGUGCAAUGUCCCUAAUGCAUUGAGGGCAGCUCCAAAGACACUGCAAUGUUUACAUUGCAGCACUAAAUCUGCCCACAGUGGCAGUCUCCCAGAGGACCUCCAGCGUCAGAUUUUUCCCCAUAGGUAAACAUUGAUCCUCACGGGACAUCAUAGGAGGCUGAGCCGCGACCCAGUGCCGAGGGACAUUGGCACUGGGUCACGGUAAGUAAAUAAAGGGUUUUUAACCCUUUAUUUACGAUUGUAAGGGGGGCCUGAAGGACGUGGGAGGCAGGGGGAACGAUAGUGCCAGGAAUACAGCAUUGUAUUUCUGGCACUAUAGUAUCCCUUUAAAUUCUAGAGAAAUCUAUUGUAUUUUUAGAAAUUAUUAUCAUUCCAGUUGGUUUCUAUAUUUUUUUAAUCAAUUUCUUUGUUUCAGAACUGGAGAAUGAAAUAAAUGCUCUGGAUUUCUGCAUGGACGGCAGUGUGUACGCCACAGCGGGAAAGGACAAGAAAGUCCGACUAUAUGACAGUCACACUAACGAGGUAAUGCGGACCUUCUCUGAGUCUGGGGUGGGGGAGCCACAGAAUCACAGCGAUCCUUCAAUAUGUAUUUUGAAAAAAACUAUUUAUGCAGACUCUCUAUUAACAAGUUUUGUAACAGUCACUUGAAAUACAUGAAAAAAGUGGAAAAAUCCAUGUAAAGGUUGUUACCACUUUAAACAUCACCCUUCAGUCUCAGGCUUUCUUGUCAAAUUCCCAUAAUGGCCAAUAUAAAGCUCAGAGUGACAUACUCCUACAUGGGCAGGUUAUAUUCUUUCUCACCCCCUUACUGCUGUCCCCAUGCUCUGGGUCAGGGUUAGACAAUCUUUGACACUCCAGAAGUUGUGGACUACAUCUCCCAUAAUGCUCUUACUACCAUAAUGCUGGCUAAACAUAAAGGACGAUACAGACCACAAUAUCUGGAGUGCCAAAGGCUCUACAGGUUGGGGUUCAGUCGAUCAAAAUUCUGGGUUAUAGUCCCUGUAUGGAGCCGGCCCUCGGUUCCCGAUCUCCCUUCCCUGCACUCUCUGUUUAUUCUGAUCUUUGACAUAAUGAACAUGAACAGAUAUCAUUACCCUUACACACCCUGCUUGUAAUAACUCACUGGAGAAUGAGCUGGAUAAAGAGAGAGCUGUGCUGAUGGUUUCUUGCACUAAUUUGCAAUUGCUUUGCUGCCCUUAUUUAUUUAUUUAUAAAAUAUUUUAACAGGAAAGAUACAUUGAGAUUUCUCUCUUGAUGCAGGUUUUAAACAUCUUCGAAGCACCAGAAUAUUUUUACGGUGACGAUGUUCCAUUUACAAGUGGCCACACUCGAAGGAUCUUUGCCUUAAAGUUUCACCCGUCAGAAAACCACAUUUUCCUGACCGGCGGCUGGGACGAUUCUAUUAAGGUCAGUGGGACAUUUUACCAUUACUGCUGCUGUGAACCCUUUACUUCUAACAUUAACCACCCCAGGAUGCUGAAACAUUCAUAAGAGCUGGAUUAUCAGAGUCCCAGCAGGUAAAGUCUAAACUACUGUCCUCUGCGGCUUCCAUCACAUAAAAACUGGGAUUAUUUACUAAUGACAAAUGGGGAGAAUGUAUGGUUCAUUUGUUUUUUAAAUGUAUGCUAUUUUUUUUGGCUAAAUAAUGAGAACAAGGUAAGUUUAAGUCCAAAUUGCUAAAAUUAAAAACAAAAAAACAAAACCCCAAAUGUUUCUAAUUUGCUUAUUUUCUCCUACAAUUAGCACUUCCCUGAAUGAUAACAGGAUUGGAUAUAAAUAGUCACUAAAUAAAAGCAUUUUUGUCACUGUGGUGUCAAUGGUUGAAGCUAGUUUGUAUAAAAACUUCCAGUUGAAUUGUGACUUGGCUGACAGGAUCACGUGACAUCAGUACAGGAUAAUUGAGGACUAUAUGGCCCAAUGUUUACUUUACUACUGACAGAUGGGAAGUAGAGAGAAUAGAGGGAUUAGUAAAUAGGUAAUGAAGGAGAGGAUGGAGGGAGGGGAUAGAGGGAUUGGUAAAUAGGUAAUGGAGGAGAGGAUGGAGGGAUUGGUAAAUAGGUAACGGGGAGACGAUAGAGUAAUUGGUAAAUAGGUAACAGGGAGACGAUAGAGGGAUUGGUAAAUAGGUAAUGGAGGAUAAGAUAGAGGGGUUGGUAAAUACGUAAUGGAGGGGAGGAUAGAGAGACUGGUAAAUAGGUAAUAGAGGAGAGGGUAGAUGGAUUGGUAAAUAGGUAAUGGAGGAGAGGAUAGAGGGAUUGGUAAAUAGGUAAUGGAGGAGAGGAUAGAGAGAUUAGUAAAUAGGUUAUGGAGGAGAGGAUAGAGGGACUGGUAAAUAGGUAGUAGAGGAGAGGGUAGAUGGAUUGGUAAAUAGGUAAUGGAGGAGAGGAUAGAGAGAUUGGUAAAUAGGUUAUGGAGGAGAGGAUAGAGGGAUUGGUAAAUAGGUAACGGGGAGACGAUAGAGGGAUUGGUAAAUAGGUAAUGGAGGAUAAGAUAGAGGGGUUGGUAAAUACGUAAUGGAGGGGAGGAUAGAGAGACUGGUAAAUAGGUAAUAGAGGAGAGGGUAGAUGGAUUGGUAAAUAGGUAAUGGAGGAGAGGAUAGAGGGAUUGGUAAAUAGGUAAUGGAGGAGAGGAUAGAGAGAUUAGUAAAUAGGUUAUGGAGGAGAGGAUAGAGGGACUGGUAAAUAGGUAAUAGAGGAGAGGGUUGGAUGGAUUGGUAAAUAGGUAAUGGAGGAGAGGAUAGAAGGAUUGGUAAAUAGGUAAUGGAGGAGAGGAUAGAGGGAUUGGUAAAUAGGCAAUGGAGGAUAAGAUAGAGGGAUUGUUUAAAUAGGUAAUGGAGGAGAGGAUGAAGGAUAUCUAAUGGAGGAAAGGGUAGAGGGAUUGGUAAAUAGGUAAUGGAGGAGAGGAUAGAGGGAUUGGUUAAAUAGGUAAUGGAGGAGAGGAUAGAGGGAUUGGUUAAAUAGGUAAUGGAGGAGAGGAUAGAGGGAUUGGUUAAAUAGGUAAUGGAGGAGAGGAUAAAGGGAGGGGAUAGAGGGACUGGUAAAUAAGAGGGGAUAGAGGGAUUGGUAAAUAGGUAAUGGAGGAGAGAGGGAUUGGUAAAUAGGUAAUGGAGGAGAGAGGGAUUGGCAAAUAGGUAAUGGAGGAGAGGAUAGAGGGAUUGGUAAAUAGGCAAUGGAGGAGAGGAUAAAGGGAGGGGAUAGAGGGAUUGGUAAAUAAGAGGGGAGAGAGGGAUUGGUAAAUAGGUAAUGGAUGAGAGAGGGAUUGGUAAAUACUUAAUGGAGGAGAGGAUAGAGGGAUUGGUAAAUAGGUAAUGGAGGAGAGGAUAGAGGGAUUGGUAAAUAGGUAAUGGAGGAGAGGAUAGAGGGAUUGGUUAAAUAGGUAAUGGAGGAGAGGAUAGAGGGAUUGGUUAAAUAGGUAAUGGAGGAGAGGAUAAAGGGAGGGGAUAGAGGGAUUGGUAAAUAGGUAAUGGAGGAGAGGAUUGGUAAAUAGGUAAUGGAGGAGAGGAUAGAGGGAUUGGUAAAUAGGUAAUGGAGGAGAGGAUAGAGGGAUUGGUAAAUAGGUAAUGGAGGAGAGGAUAGAGGGAUUGGUAAAUAGGUAAAGGAGGAGAGGAUAGAGGGAUUGACAUGUAGAUAAUGAAGGAGAGGAUCAUGGUAUUUUGGUUUUCUGUGAUUUAUUGUCUGAUUACAUUUUCUACUAUCAUUAACUAAUUUACAAGUUCCGCAAAUUGCUGUUUUUAUUUUCUCCUCAUUACAGAUUACUGGGCAAAAGAGAAAAUGUAUGUAUGUAUGUAUGUAUAUAUCAUUCUUUAUUUAUAAGAUUUAUUUAUUACAAUAACAGGUUUGGGACAAGAGAAUGGCAAAGGAGGCACGGAGAGUAAUAGAUGGUCCUCACAUAUGUGGCCCUGGGAUUGAUAUUAAGGUGAGCUGAUAAUCACGUUUAGGGUCAUACCUCAGAUCUUGGCGCAGGGAUUUUUAUUGGCGCAAUCUCUUCAAACUACUGUCAGUGUUAAAACUGCAGCUCCCUAGUAAAACUGUUAGAAGUACCCUGUCAGUUCCAUCUUCUGCCAAGUUCGUAUCCCACACCCUACUGAACAUGUCCAUCCUUUCAUCUGUUCUCUCCAUUCCUUGGGGUCAGGGGAUAAUGGUUUUUGUUUCUCAUUGUAAUUCCCUUUGCUCAACUCUGUCGUUCAAAUUUAACAAUAUUUCUAGUAUUCAACUUUUUUCAAAUACUUUCACAUACUCCUCGUUCAUCUCUUCCCAUCUGAGCCACCAAAGUCUUUUUAUACGCAAACUGUAAGCUUUCCGCAGGCGCAUUUUCUUCUCAAUGUUUACAGUUUUUGUUCAUUGUUCUGUUCUCAGGACAACAAGAUAAUAACGGCGUCAUGGGUGUCACGCAACGCUCUCCAGCUCUGGGAUUUUCGGACGGGCAAUCAUUUACACGAUUUGCCAUUCCCAACAACUACAAUGCAGGGAGAGUUUCUCUACGCCGCCAAGUUCUGCACUGACAGUAUUGUCCUUGCUGGAGGAAGUGGCACAUGUACUGCCUGUGCCAUCAAUCUGAACACACAAGAGGUAGGGCUCCCAAAAUAUCAUCAGAGUUCAUUUUAUUAGAAUUUAAUAAACGGCAAGGGACUGGUCUGGUUUAAAUAAGUUUUCAGAAUUAUUCAAUACAAUUAGAAACACUAUCCAAAUGAUUUAUCUACAAAUAUUCCCAGAGAUUUCAAUGGUGACCUCCGUAGAUAAAUCAUUUGAAAACUUUAUCUAACAGUACUGAAUCCUUUGGAAAUCUUAUUAAGUUUAUAAUUCAGGUAUUUAUCAAAGGCAAACCUCAAGCAAUUCGAAAUGUAGUCAUCUUUCUGAUAACAAGGAGCCCUGGGGGAGUUUGGUUGCAGCAUGUCUGCAGGUCUCUACGGCUGACGACUCCCUUAGAGUGGAUCCCAAUAUGCCGAAAUGUGUUUAUUAAUGUGCAGAUGAAUGUGAUUUAUUAAUCCCUCAACUACAUAUCUGACAAGAGGAACUGCUGAGUAAGCUCGAUGCUGCCAUUCACUAAAUUCACAGCUUUGCUUAGUUCUUUGAACGUCAAGACUGCACAGGAUUUCUUAAAGCUGCACGCCAUUCAUUAUUAUAUCCACAGCUUGGAGGGACAUAAGGAUUUUUAUGAAACCGCUAUGUACUCCCAAAGGAUUAAAACAUUUCUUAGCGAGGGCAAGUCUCACACUGCAGUGGUUUUUGCAGUAACAUACCAGGAAUGUAGGUUGUUAUGUCAAUCGUCUUUUUAAUGAUCUCUGAAUUUAUUGUAAUGCUUUUCCAAAAAGGCCAGCAAGACAAUCAUUGUUUAUAUCAAUUCUCAUGCAAAAGACAAAUCAAUCAAAUGAAAACCUUCAAAUGUUCCUCAAAGUUCAGAGACAAUUCAAGGCCAAUUCUGUGUUUAGUGAAUGUUUGAAUCCAUGUACCUGACACAGAAUUCGGACAUGCUAAUCUCAGUUUCUUUAUCCACAUUGCUUUUAGUGAAUAAUUCACCAAUCUGGCACCCAAUUGUGGGCCUGGUGAACAGCAUCAAAAGUGCUUUAUAUGCAGACUUGCUUCCAAGCAAUAUAUUAAAUAUUUAACUGGAAAUAUAUUAAAUAUUUAAAUGGAAAUAUAUUAAAUAUUGACCUAGCUAUGUAGAAAUGUUGAAAGAGAUAGAUUUGUAUGUAAAGACAGAAAAACAAAUAUGUAUCACUUUCUGAAAUUCCUCUUGCUUUAAACUUAAUAAAGAGACUAUAUAUAUACAGUAUCUCACAAAAGUGAGUACACCCCUCACAUUUUUGUAAAUAUUUUAUUAUAUCUUUUCAUGUGACAACACUGAAGAAAUGACUCUCUGUUACAAUGUAAAGUAAUAAGUGUACAGCCUGUAUAACAGUGUCAAUUUGCUGUCCCCUCAAAAUAACUCAACACACAGCCAUUAAUGUCUAAACCGUUGGCAACAAAAGUGAGUACACCCCUAAGUGGAAAUGUCCAAAUUGGGCCCAAAGUGUCAAUAUUUUGUGUGGCCACACACCCUCAUGGGCAUGGAGUUCACCAGAGCUUCACAGGUUGCCACUGGAGUCCUCUUCCACACCUCCAUGACGACAUCACAGAGCUGGUGGAUGUUAGAGAUCUUGCGCUCCACCAGCUUCCGUUUGCAGAAGCACCACAGAUGCUCAAUAGGGUUUAGGUCUGGAGACAUGCUUGGCCAGUCCAUGACCUUUACCUUCAGCUACUUUUGCAAAGUAGCUGAAGGUGUGUUUGGGGUCGUUAUCAUGUUGGAACACUGUCCUGAGGUCCAGUCUCCGAAGGGAGGGGAUUGAGUUAUUUUGAGGGGACAGCAAAUUUACCCUGUUAUACAGGCUGUACACUUACUACUUUACAUUGUAACAGAGAGUCAUUUCUUCAGUGUUGUCACAUGAAAAAAUAUAAUAAAAUAUUUACAAAAAUGUGAGGGGUGUACUCACUUUUGUGAGAUACUGUAUAUAUAUAUUUCUCUGGUUUUAAAGUAUGUCCUGGACCCACAAACAAUAUGGUACAGUAUAAUAUUAAAAAAUACAACACAGAAGAAGAAAGAAAGAGUUACCCAUGAUCACAGGUAGAGAGGGAUAUUUUAAAGGAUUUUAGUGUGGAGGGAGAUUUAAUUGUGUCCGUGAUGUUCCAUAAUUGUUGUGCUCUGUAGGGAAAUGAGGAUCAAGCUUUCUGGAUUCCAGCGACAGCCAGUUUAGUUAUUUAAGCAUGUCACAAUGGUGGGUCCUGUUAUUACAUUGUAGCACUAAGCGGCAGAACGAGUUAUAUAAUGUAUUCCGUUUAUUAAGGUGGGUUUGCUGUUCGGGUGCAUACACUGCAUCCCCAUAAUCAAUGACCGGCAUUAGCAUGUGUUGUAUAAUAUGUUUCCUUACUGUGGGGUUUAGGCAGGAAUUGUUUCUGUACUGGGCACCUAGUUUUGGAUAAAGUUUCAAUGGGUUUUUCUAUGUUGGGGCCAAAAUAUAGAUUGGUGUCUAGCAACAUACCUAGAUAGUUGAAAGAAUGAACUGGGGUCAGUGUUUUAUAUAACUUUGUUCGGAUGUAUAGUUGUGAAUUUUUUAAUGUAUGUAAUGUAGGUACAGUUCCAUAGAUUAUUGUUAUUAUUCUAAUACUUUUUACACACCCAAUUCAUCUAAAUAAAAUAGCUCCAAAUAGAUUCACAUAUGUGUCCUGGUUGAUACAAGCCUCAUAUGUCUAGAAUCUAAAUGAAUUGCACCCCCCUCCUCCCCCCUUAAUGUUAUACCAACCACACACAUUACCCUGUGUUUGAUCUAACACUAACUAUAUUCCUUCCCUUCCCUACCCUUACUUUAACCUUAACCCUACACUAUCCCUAACCCUAAAACAGGUACUGACAUCAGCAGAUGGGUUUCCUAAUGAACACUAUAGAACUAUACAACUGUGUAAUGUUAAAAACUAUUUAGGUCCACAGCCCCCCUUGAUUCCAGGGCUGCAAAGCAAUGCCGGUGCUGGCUUCAUCUCCGAUCCACCUCCUUGGCUGAGAUCAGGCAAUCUAAUGCUUUUGCAUAUUUGUUGAAUCAAUGCAUCUCUAUGAGGAAAGUUCAGUGUCUCCAUGCAGAGGGUGGAGACACUGAAUGUCAGUCACACUGUGCAGCCCUGCCCCAGGAAGCACCUCUAGCAGCCAUCUGAGGAGUGGCCAGUGAAGUUAUCACUAGGCUGUAAUAUAAACACUGCAUUUUCUCUGAAAAGACAGUGUUUACAGCAAAAAGCAUGAAGGUAAUGAUUCUACUCACCAGAACAAAUUCAAUAAGCUGUAUACUGUACAUUAAGCUAUAUACCGUACAUUAAGCUGUAUACCGUACAUUAAGCUGUAUACUAUACAUUACACUGUAUACAGUACAUUAAGCUGUAUACUGUACAUUAACCUGUAUACUAUACAUUACACUGUAUACAGUACAUUAAGCUGUAUAUUAUACAUGGCACUGUAGACAGUACAUUAAGCUGUAUACUAUACAAUAAGCUGUAUACUAUACAUUAUACUGUACAUUAAGCUGUAUACUGUACGUUAAGCUGUAUACUAUACAUGGCACUGUAUACAGUACAUUAAGCUGUAUACUAUACAUUACACUGUAUACCGUACAUUAAGCUGUAUACCGUACAUUAAGCUGUAUACUAUACAAUAAGCUGUAUACUAUACAUUACACUGUAUACUGUACAUUAAGCUGUAUACUGUACAUUACACUGCAUACCGUACAUUAAGCUGUAUACCGUACAUUAAGCUGUAUACAGUACAUUAAGCUGUAUACUAUACAUUUCACUGUAUACCGUACAUUAAGCUCUAUACUGUACAUUAACCUGUAUACUAUACAUGGCACUGUAUACUGUACAUUAAGCUUUAUUUGUUCUUGUGACUAUAGUGUCCCUUUAAAGCACUAGCGAGUGGUAUGUUGCCACCAUCUCCGGUAUUUUUUCAGUAAUACAGGCACUUUUUCCAUAUUACUGAAUCAAGCAUGCUUUCCCAGCUGAUUACACUGAGAUUGGUGCUGGACAGCUGCCAAGCUGACAGAGUGGAUCCCCCGUAUCUAUUGAUAUCUUGGACUCCUCGCAGUGAGCUGGGAUUUAACCCUUCUAACUCCAAACUGCAGAAAUGUCCACGCCGUCCUAAUGACGUUAAAUCCUCCUCUGUGGAGGACGGCAUGGAACGGGGUUAAAGUAUUUCAUAAUAAUCUAUUAUGUUAUAUCAGGAUUAUAUUUUGUGUGAUCGGUUCUGAGUUGGGCAUUUUUCCAGUUUGUUUUUUUGGCCAUGCUUUGCGGCUCCCUGUUAUUAUCCUUUUCAGUAACCAGAUAUUCGUGACUUACUAUAUGUUAUUUCCUUACAGAUUCUCGGGGACAUUUCGCUGCUGAAUAAGCCUGUUCAGACAGUGGAUGCUGCCUGCGGUGACCGUCUUGUGGCCGUCGCUGGUGUUGCAGGGAACCUUCACAUUGCCGAGCUGUGUUAAAUGCGCAACAAAGGACGGUGUCUUACUGGACAAUAAGCCCAUCAACACGUGUUUCCCAUUUAUAUAUUGCUAUUCAAAUUUCAUGAAAAAAUAUUUGUAUUUGUAACAGAACAUACGUUAGCCUUUGCAGCAAGCUUUUAUUUACCUAAUUAAAAUGCAUGUUUCAAUGCAUGGAAUUUCAGUGUUAAUUCCAUCUUGAAUCAAAGCAGAUGUUGGAGGCUUCUGAUAAACUAGAAAUCCCAUGAUCCUCUGGCAGGUGUAACAAUGACAUACAGACCAGAGAGAAUCUUGGGAUUUGUAGUUCACACAGAUUACCAACACAUGUAUUGCCCCUGUUUGUUUUUUAGCCCAGAGCCAUUGCUCCUUUCAGUCCAAAAAUAAAUUAUUAGUAUUUGUCUCACACCAAUGCCGGUGCCAGGACUGGAUUGAGAUGUCAAUUGCUAUAUUUAAAAAGAAGUGUAGUAUCACAUGAAACAAGUUAAAGCACGUUAUAGAUGAUUUUCAAGGUUUUAUUUCAUGGUGUAAUUGUCAGAGAAGUGAAGGUUCCCUAAUGAGAAGCAGGUUUCAAUAUAUUAGCACAGGACAUGUUUAGCCAGAGGCACAGGUUUAAUUAAACUUUAAAAAAUGUAUUUCAAUGUUAUUGUAGCUUUUUUUUGUAUUCUUCAUCAUAUUCAGGAGAAGACCACAAGGGGGCAGUAAAAGGUUUAUGGAUGAAAAUGUACUACAUGAAUACAUUUAUCAAAAUGCAAUCUGUACAGAGAAGCAUAGCUUUGGCCUGAUUUAUGUCUCACCCCGUGAUGGUGCUGGGAGGGAGACUCUGCGUCACUGAUGAACUGGGUGCACAUUAAAUAAUCCGUCGAAUCUAUGUUUAAACCGUUGGCAUCUAGCCUCCUCCCAGUUUAUUUUAUUACAAAGUAACAAAGCUUCAAACAGUCUCUGAAAUAAAAAUUAAAAACAAAAUAUGAAUUUAUUUCUGAUUAUUCUUUUAGUUCUGGAGAAAUGAUGCUGAAAGCAGUUCUUCUUCCAAAGUUUCAGUCAGUCAGUGUAUGAACUACCCUUCCCA
Pelobates cultripes (western spadefoot toad) is the source of this 19693-nucleotide messenger RNA. The record is from the annotation of a GenBank genome assembly. NCBI's taxonomy places the organism in Eukaryota, Metazoa, Chordata, Amphibia, Anura, Pelobatidae.